Molecule: messenger RNA, 1429 nt
Organism: Bombus terrestris (buff-tailed bumblebee)
Lineage: Eukaryota; Metazoa; Arthropoda; Insecta; Hymenoptera; Apidae
Product: farnesol dehydrogenase
Exons: 7
Coding region: 329-1069 (246 amino acids)
Molecular function (GO): oxidoreductase activity
Source: RefSeq, a predicted model, not a curated record
UAGUGCGCAGCUCAUCGUAACUGCAGUCGAGCAAAGAAGUUCAUCACGGUCGCUUCGAACAAAUAUCUUCAAUAAAGUCUAAUUCGCAAAAUCUCAAGUUUAGUUUAAAGAGAAAGAUUCAUCUAUCAAAAACUGAACAAAAAUUUCGGAAAAUAAUAAGUAGGAGGAGAUCGUAUGAGAAUGGAAAUAUAGAUCGCAGACAGGAUGUCAGAAAUCUCGCAAACAACAUUAAUUGUCGAGGACAUAUCGAGCCGAAGGCUAGACUUAUAAGCGAUCUUAUUACUGGAGCUGCGUCGAACAGUCGCGAUCUGUAAGUGAAAUAGCGAGGAUGGACAGAUGGGCAGGAAAGGUGGCCGUGGUUACGGGCGCGAGUGCUGGAAUCGGGGCUGCGAUCGUCAAACAAUUAGUCAGUCAUGGUAUGGUGGUGGCUGGCCUUGCCAGAAGAGUAGAGAAGAUAAAGGAACUGGAGCAAGGAUUGGAAGAGUGUUCAGGGAAACUACACGCCGUCGAAUGCGACGUAUCGAAGGAAGAAAGCGUGAUCUCUGCUUUCGCAUGGGUGCAGGAAAAUCUUGGGCCUGCUAGCGUGUUGGUAAACAAUGCUGGAAUGACCAAAGAAUCUUCUCUUAUAGAUGGAAAUCUAGAAGAUUGGCAUACAGUUUUCGACGUGAACGUUUUUGGAUUGUGCCUCUGCACGAAAGAAGCUAUUCGUAUGAUGCGAGAAGCAGGGGGAGAGGGUGUCAUUAUAAACGUGAACAGCCUCGCGGGUGAAAGAGUGCCUUUUAUACCCGGAUUCUCUGUUUAUCCAGCUUCAAAGAGAGCCGUCACUGCUCUGGCACAGACUUUACGACACGAACUCACAGGAACCCAAAUUAGGGUCACGGGAAUUAGUCCAGGAUUAGUGGGCACGGAAUUAAUGGUAUCCUAUAGUACGUAUUCCGAGGAAGCAUUAGCAUCGUUCCCUACAUUGGACCCUGAAGACGUCGCUUCAGCUGCAAUAUACAUUUUAACAUGUGCUCCACAUGUUGUCGUUCAAGAUAUUGUUCUGCGACCUUUAGGCGAGUCUUGGUAGUGAACAUGCGAUGCAAUUCAGCAUUAGUUGCAGUAUAGUUAGAGUUAUUCAGUUAUUCGUUACAUUUAUUAUGGGAUAAAUAAUUGUUACAAAAAUAACAACGUUUAGGGAGAAUAGAAUUUAUUAUAUUAUUAAUCGAAACUUCUCUAACACAUACGUAGAUGACAAUUUUGUUGUUGAUUGAAAUUCAUGUUCCGCUUAACAAAUUCUAAUACCUUACUAUUUUAGUACUACUAUAUAUACUACUAUGUAAUGCAAAAAAAAUUCUUCAACGCUGAUGCUAAUAUUUCAACCUUAAACUGAAAUGAAACUUUCCCAACCUUUACUCUGAAAAUAAAUUUAACCAUUCUUCUUAAGAAA